This is a messenger RNA of Chenopodium quinoa (quinoa), 1227 nucleotides long. RefSeq lists its product as uncharacterized. The transcript has 3 exons. The record is from RefSeq and is a predicted model, not a curated record. Bases 377 to 943 code for a protein of 188 amino acids. NCBI's taxonomy places the organism in Eukaryota, Viridiplantae, Streptophyta, Magnoliopsida, Caryophyllales, Amaranthaceae.
UAAUAAUAAUAUUAAUAAUGAUAACAUUAAUUAUAGUAUUAAUAAUAAUGCCGAAAUCUGUUACGCUAUGCUACAAAAGAAGGGUUGAUUUUCCUCAAAAAAAAAUAAAAAAAUGACAUUCCUACCCUCGAUAUUGGGCAGGACUCACCACCACCACUCCACCAGGUUAAUCACUCCUCCUAAACUCACCACGUUUUGCAAAUAAAAAGCUGUAUUUUAUGACACCAGAAGUUAAAGCUGUGGCGUGUUACCCAGAAAACUCUUUCUGCUAUUUUCAUUUUUUUCUUUCGCCUUCACUUUUACAUUGCUCCUCUCUCUCCUCCACUGAAGCAUAUUCCGAGUUUUCCAUUGAAGCAUUUUCCUAGUUCUCUCUUCCAUGAAACGGCUACUGAGCUUUCUCCCCUCCGAUGCAGCAGCUUCUAAGUUUUUGUUAGGAGGGAACUAUAAAAAUGGACCUUUUCUCCCUGGGCCGAGGGCGGCUGCCCCUCUUGCCCUGGCUCAGGGACGGGCCUGGUAUAGCGUUGACGAUGACAAGUCUAAGAGAACUGAUGAAGUGUUGGAAGAUAGAGAUCCAAGCUAUGAAGCAAUGCUCAAUAAAAUGGUUGGAAAAAUCAGUUCUAAGCCUGGUGGCAAGCUUGAAAUGGGCGAGGCUCAUGUGGUACAGAAGCCUAAAAGACCCUUGCCAAAAGUAAGAAAUACGACUCCUGAGACUGGACGUUAUGAGGAAAGGCCUGUUGCUGCAGGGACAUUAAAUGUAGCUCAAUUUCGCCACAUAAUGCGUCUUCAUCAAGGCACGGCUGAUGAGCAUGAUGGGCCUCUAGGUCUAAAAGAGGUUGCUGAGAGAUUUCAGGUGGAUGCUGUACAACUUGAAAAGAUAUUCCAGUAUGUAUCCUUGCCACCUGAGGAUAAUACUAACAGGAAAAAACACGAGCUUGGAGACUGAUUUCCCUUUCCUAGUGGUACUAGUAGUUCAGAAUGACUGAUUGCUUUUUGAUACAAUCAGUUCAAAAGUGUAUUUGCGAAAUAUAUAUUUAUAUGAAUGAUGAAUCAGAAUAGUGAUGAAAAGUUAAGUUAAUAGCACUACAAGGUACUGAACUUCGGUGAUAGUAGCAAUUAAGGUACUGAAGUUUUAUUCCUUGCAAAUAAGGUAUUUAGCUGGUGACCGAAGGUAACAUUUUCGGCCAUUACACGUAACCGGUUAUACGUAAUUUUCUUACAAAAAAUUAA